GUCUCACUCCGUCAUGUUUACCGCCGCCGUGUAACACUAGUGUACUGUGUGUGCCGUGUAUCUACCUAUACAUUGUGGUUAACGCUCAUUUAUUUCAACAUGGAGUCUGUGGAGGCCAGCAGCGAGGAGAAGACGGGCUCGCUGUCGGCGGCGCAGAGGAGAGCAGAGAUCCGGAGGAGAAAGCUGCUGAUGAACUCAGAGGACAGGAUGCACAGGAUCGUGGGCUUCACCAAAAGCGAGGCUGAAAACAACGCAGGAGCGUCCCGGCGUCCGACAGAACCCCGCUUCCACCUUGAUCUCGACAGGUCAGAGCCGUGGUCGUCAUCCUCAUCUUCCCCGAGACCAUCUCCCUUCCUGUCGGAGGCUUCAGGGUUUGGCAGCCGCUCUCGCAGUGCCACCCCAGAGAGGAGGGGCUCACCACUGCCAGACUGCAGCGAGCCGCUGGGCCUUACUCUGGAAGAUGACAUCGGAGGGGUCCGACAAAGACCGAGGGGGGAGCGGGUGUCAGAUGACCUCAGCGGCUCCCCGCGCCGAGGCAUCCAGAAGUACCUGUCCCGUUUUGACGACGCCAUGAAACUGCGAGGUCAGCUGGCCAAUGAGAAGCCAGCCCAGGAUGGAGAGUCUGACUCAGAGGAGUUUGAUGCGUUCAGAGUGUUCAGGCUCAUCGGCAGCAUCCUCCUCGCUAUCUUCGUCAGGGUUUUUGUCUGCAAGUAUCUGUCAAUAUUUGCUCCAUUUCUGACUCUUGAACUGGCCUAUAUGGGGUUGUCCAAAUACUUUCCAAAGGUAGAGAAGAAGACCAAGACCACUGUGCUCACUGCCGCCCUGUUGCUCUCCGGCAUCCCUGCUGAGGUCAUAAACCGCUCCAUGGAAACCUACAGGAGGAUGGGCGACGUGUUCGCCGACCUCUGCAUUUACUUCUUCACCUUCAUAAUCUCUCAUGAGAUCCUGCAGCUCAUUGGUUCAGAGACUCCCUGAUAGACCAGCAGGACCUAAGCAACCCCAUACUUAUCCUUGUUGUCCCCUCCCUCUGCGUCCCAACACAACAAGGCAUGUUCAUCAACGUCAGCUGGCGUGGGUUUGUUUAUGAUGGUCUGGAAAUGAGUCCUUGCUGCCUUCAUGAUCUGGUUCACGCGUUAGCAGGACUUGUGCUCAUUAUUUCAGUGCUUCAGGAUUCUACGAAAGCUUCAUGUGACCAGAGAGUCCAGUGUUGGUUACGGAUCUCCAUGUUACUUUUACUCUGGGCAGAAGCAGAGAAACGGUAUUUGUUGUGUGUGAAGAAUGUACAUUGGCAUUUUUCGUGCUGAGAGAUAUGUUUUCUUUUGUCAGGUCUAGCACAGAUUUGACGUUAUAGUGAGCAGACACAGAUUCAGUCUGAUUUAUAAUCUGGAAACACUGGAACUCCUCUAGGGCUUGGCACUGUUUCUGAACUUUCAGUUUCAUGUUAUUGAUAAAAGAAAUACCAGUAUUGAUGCAUAUUACGAUAUGGCAAAUGAGAUGUUGCUUGUGCACAUCUCCAUUCUGAUAUUAACUAUUGCAGAACUCUAAAAGAUAAAAGUUGUGUUUUACAGCAUCCAAGUCCAAAACUUAACUCUAUGGCAAUUGUGGGAUAAUGGUAAAUGUGAAAACAGUGCAACAGGGAGAGAAGAGUCAUAAAGUCAGCAAACUUACUCACUAAAACCUGCUGUAUAGAAAAUAUCUAUCUAAAGUUUGCUAGCAUUAGCUGCCAUAAGCUAGUGGUCACUCCAGACCAAGUAUGACUACAGCUAUAAAACUGCUGAGUGUAUUAAACUGACCAACUUUUUAUUUGUAGGAGGAAGAAUGUCUUGCUUUAAACAACAGACUUUUCUAAAAAAAAACAGAUGUCACACACUGUUCAUAUUGUGUGUUAAGAUUUCACCACAACCUCACAACUAUUAUCUCUCAGCCUCGAGCGUUUCUUUAUAUUAACGGUCUCCAAAUAGAGCGCAUAAGCUGGGCAGGGUGUCAUAUUCUCAGCUAGUGUGUCUCUUUUGCGGGGGUUCUGCUGUGAAACCAAAUCUGACGGUAAAAUUAAAAACUGCUGAAGAAA
Molecule: messenger RNA, 2068 nt
Organism: Scomber japonicus (chub mackerel)
Lineage: Eukaryota; Metazoa; Chordata; Actinopteri; Scombriformes; Scombridae
Gene: camlg
Product: calcium modulating ligand
Exons: 4
Coding region: 100-975 (291 amino acids)
Biological process (GO): tail-anchored membrane protein insertion into ER membrane
Cellular component (GO): GET complex
Source: RefSeq, a predicted model, not a curated record